This is a messenger RNA of Erpetoichthys calabaricus (reedfish), 1986 nucleotides long. It is a transcript of the gene cct4, whose product is annotated as chaperonin containing TCP1, subunit 4 (delta). The coding region runs from base 206 to 1813 and encodes 535 amino acids. NCBI's taxonomy places the organism in Eukaryota, Metazoa, Chordata, Cladistia, Polypteriformes, Polypteridae. Gene Ontology annotation, molecular function: ATP binding; ATP hydrolysis activity; ATP-dependent protein folding chaperone. The transcript is spliced from 14 exons. Gene Ontology annotation, cellular component: chaperonin-containing T-complex. Gene Ontology annotation, biological process: protein folding. The record is from RefSeq and is a predicted model, not a curated record.
GUUUGGGUCCUUUCGUUGUGUGCGCACAGCCGGUGGUUCUGGAAGCUUCUGACAUUUCUUGGUUGCCUCGGUGAAAUCGUGGAAAAGUAAUCCAAGCCCAUCCGUUCUUUUGGAUGCCCUUUGUAUAGGAAACGGUUAUUACACAAUAUUGGGGGUUAAAAAAGUUUUUCAUCAGCACUAAGCAGCUGCCUUUGAAUUGAACAUCAUGCCAGAAAUCGCCGCUCCUCGGAUGACUAAUGGAAAAAGUCAAAGAAGUGCCUAUGUUGACCGAGACAAGCCAGCUCAGAUCAGGUUUAGUAAUAUUGCAGCAGGCAAAGCUGUUGCAGAUGCCAUCAGGACAAGCCUUGGCCCAAAGGGCAUGGAUAAAAUGAUACAGGAUGGAAAAGGUGACGUUACCAUAACUAAUGAUGGUGCCACCAUCCUUAAACAAAUGCAAGUUAUGCAUCCUGCAGCUAAGAUGCUGGUAGAACUUUCCAAAGCACAAGACAUUGAAGCUGGUGAUGGGACCACUUCAGUUGUUGUCAUUGCUGGCUCUUUAUUAGAUGCCUGUGCUAAAUUGCUUCAGAAAGGUAUCCAUCCUACCAUUAUUUCAGAAUGUUUUCAGAAAGCUCUUGAUAAAGGCCUUGAAGUUUUGACUGCUAUGAGCCUGCCUGUGGAACUGAGUGACAGAGAUUCUCUGUUGAAUAGUGCCAGUACUUCCCUUAGUUCUAAGGUUGUUUCCCAGUAUUCAAGCCUUCUUGCGCCCAUCAGUGUCAAUGCAGUAAUGAAGGUGAUAGAUCCUGCAACUGCAACUAGUGUGGACCUUCGAGAUAUCAAAAUUGUGAAGAAGUUGGGUGGCACCAUAGAUGAUUGUGAAUUGAUUGAUGGACUGGUUUUAACUCAGAAAGUCAUCAGCUCUGGUAUUACUCGGGUUGAAAAGGCAAAGAUUGGAUUGAUUCAGUUCUGCUUAUCGGCUCCAAAAACAGAUAUGGACAACCAGAUUGUUGUUUCUGACUAUGCGCAGAUGGACAGAGUAUUACGGGAAGAAAGGGCUUACAUUCUGAAUUUAGUAAAGCAAAUUAAGAAGGCUGGGUGCAAUGUUCUGCUGAUUCAAAAGUCCAUUUUGAGGGAUGCUCUAAGUGAUUUAGCGCUUCACUUUCUAAAUAAGAUGAAGAUUAUGGUCAUUAAAGAAAUUGAGCGAGAUGAUAUAGAAUUUAUAUGCAAGACAAUUGGAACAAAACCUGUUGCUCAUAUUGAUCAAUUUACACCUGAGAUGCUGGGUUCAGCUGAUCUUGCAGAAGAAGUGAACUUAGAAGGCUCAGGCAAGCUUGUCAAGAUUACUGGUUGUACUAAUCCUGGAAAAACGGUUAGCAUUGUUGUUCGUGGAUCCAACAAACUUGUCAUUGAAGAGGCUGAGCGCUCCAUUCAUGAUGCUCUAUGUGUGAUCCGUUGCUUAGUAAAGAAGAGGGCUCUGAUUGCUGGUGGUGGAGCUCCAGAAAUUGAACUGGCUCUGCGUUUGGCAGAAUAUGCUCGAACACUAAGUGGCAUGGAGGCAUGCUGUGUUCGAGCUUAUGGUGAUGCCCUUGAAGUCAUUCCAUCCACUCUUGCAGAAAAUGCUGGCCUGAAUCCAAUAUCUACUGUCACUGAACUGAGAAACAGACAUUCACAGGGUGAAAAGACUGCUGGCAUUAAUGUUCGAAAGGGGGGCAUUUCAAACAUCUUAGAGGAGCUGGUUGUGCAGCCUCUGCUGGUUUCCAUCAGUGCAUUGUCUUUGGCCACUGAGACUGUGCGUAGCAUUCUCAAAAUAGACGACGUGGUGAGUAUUAUUUACUAGCAAUUGGCAUAUUAAAUAAACAGAGAAGCAUCCAAGAACUUGGUGUUUUGUACAGCAGGCCAAGCUUAAGAUCGGAGUGAAAUAUUAUGGACUGAAACCAAAUACCUCCUAUACUGUCUCUAGGCUGUGUAUCUGUGUUAAUUACUUAAUUUAAUAAACAUUUUGAAAGUAAA